Molecule: messenger RNA, 1772 nt
Organism: Salarias fasciatus (jewelled blenny)
Lineage: Eukaryota; Metazoa; Chordata; Actinopteri; Blenniiformes; Blenniidae
Gene: fbxo9
Product: F-box protein 9
Exons: 13
Coding region: 211-1476 (421 amino acids)
Biological process (GO): SCF-dependent proteasomal ubiquitin-dependent protein catabolic process
Cellular component (GO): cytoplasm; SCF ubiquitin ligase complex
Molecular function (GO): protein binding
Source: RefSeq, a predicted model, not a curated record
AGGGCCGCUCUCCUGCGCCCGUCCCCGGCUUCAGCUCACUUCCUGCCGCCCAGAGUCACUGGAGCUCCGGGCUGCUCAGCGAGAUGGCUGCGUUCCUGCGAGCUCGCAAAUAUGUCGGCUGCGUGGUUCGUUUCUCCGACCGUGAACUGUAAACGGUAGAGCGAAGCGCCUGUGCAGACUUGAAGCAGACCUGCUGGACCAGCUGUCAGGAUGGCUGACAAAAAUGCUGACCUUGGUGGUACGAUUGAGGAUGAAGAUGAGAGUUCAGAUGACCCAAACCUUCAUCAGGAGCUCAACGUCUUCAGAGCUCAGUGGAUGUCUGAGCUCAAACCGAGCGGUGGAGCGAGUGACCGACAGCUGCGUGCUAAAGGUCAGAGGAGGACUCAAGAACAUGCUCGGGAGGAGAGAGCCACAGAACUGUUUCUGAGAGCGGUUCAGGAAGAGCAGAGUGGUGCUGUCUAUGAAGCUAUCAAAUUCUACCGCAUGGCUAUGCAGCUUGUUCCUGAUAUUGAGUUCAAAAUCAACUACAGCCGUCCUUCGGAGGCAGACCGAAGUGGAGAAAACUACAUGGAGGACAACGACACCGACGGGGAGAUUGAGGAUUUACUUGCAUACUUCGAGCAGCAGCUCACACUGGAGAGCACUUUUCCAAAGAUCUGCACUCCUGAGAUCGAUAUGACUCAGGUGCACAUUUCGGCCUUGCCGCGUGAGAUCUUGAUGUAUGUAUUCCGCUGGGUCGUUUCAAGUGACCUGGACAUGCGGGCCCUGGAGCAGCUCUCGUUGGUUUGCCGGGGGUUUUACAUGUGCGCGAGGGAUCCGGAGAUUUGGCGUUCGGCUUGUUUAAAAGUGUGGGGAAGGAACUGCACCAAACUUGGACCCUUCAAAUCCUGGCGGGAGAUGUUUCUGCAAAGGCCACGAGUCCGUUUUGAUGGCGUCUACAUCAGCAAGACGUCUUACAUCCGCCAAGGCGAGGAGUCACUGGAUGGUUUCUACAGGGCUUGGCAUCAUGUCGAGUACUAUCGGUACCUCCGCUUCUUCCCCGACGGACAAGUCAUCAUGCUGACCACCCCCGAUGACCCCCUGAGCGUCGUGCCCCGCUUGCGUACCAGGAACACCAGAAUGGAUGCGGUUCUGUUCGGUCAUUUCCGCCUGUCACAGGAGACAGACAAUCAAACCAAAGUUUUUGCUGUUGUCAGCAAGAAAAAAGAGGAGAAAGCGGCCGAGUUUCAGAAGAACCGGUUCUACAGGAGAAGCGCCGCCCCGGAGACCGAGCACAGCUUCCACGUGGGGCUGCAUCUGUCCUCCGGGGGGCGCCAGAGUUUCAGCAAGCUGGUGUGGAUCCACCACUCCUGCCACAUCACUUACAAGCUGACGGGGGAAACCGUGGUCACCGCGUUCGACCUGGACAGGAUGUACACGCCCUUCUUCUUCGCACGAGUGAAGAGCUACACUGCUUUCUCUGAGCAGCCUCUUUAGGCAGUGCAGAAGCCUGCACCAUUCAAACAAAACGCAUCCACUUGGUCCUGUUAUAAAUUUGUGCUGCAGCUGGGUCCCUGUCGCUUUUCGAACCUGUCUGUUACCUUCACACACGCUUGUCAUGUUUCAGGUUCACCUUAUAGAAUACUACUUAUUUUCUGAUUUCAGAAAUUCGGUAAUUUGCUGGAAGCUAAACUAAUUAGCACCAUUUCUGACCUGUUCCAAGCUAUGAAUGUUCAUGCUGUUUUUGUUCUCAUGGUGCACUUUCUUCCUCCAAUAAACAGUGAUGAACAAGG